AUGGACAUUGAAGAAGGCCAAAGACCUCGCGUAGUCACCGGUGGAAUGCAGGGGUACCAAAAAUGUCUGCUUAUAUUCUUGGGGAUCGGACUUUUGACCAUGGUGAUCGUUUUGCCCCUGAGUUUCAGUGGGGUCGAAUAUUACGAGGUAGGUAUUUGCCCAAUAUUGAAUACUUAUGUUAAAAAUACUACAGCCUAAAAAAUCGUUUCGCGGUUGUUAAUGUAGCUUUGCUGUGAACUGUAGUAUUAAUCCGAAUUCUGCAGAACGACAAGCGACAAGCACUGCAAUUGCAUGACACUUGAUUUUCAGAGACACUCCCUUGCUUGUACUUUGAAGGUCACGCAAUACGCUGCCUCUCAAAUCGAGGACAAAGUCAAACAGCUUACACCCGGCAGGAAGGAAAUAGAUCAAUGUUUGUCAAUAGAAUAUAUAAAAGGAGCACAAUAACACUCUGCCGAAGACACCCUUAUAAAAACCGGUAGUUUUCGCCAUUGUGAGAUCGCUUUGCCUGAGAUAGGUCGCUGUCGCGUUUUGUUUUUGGACAGUCAAUUCCUUGCACUUUUUCCUCCGGGCUAUUUUACCAAUGAUAAACCCUCUUUAAAAUAGGCUUCAUGUAGCUACAUUUAAUAGGUCAAGCUGCAUCUGCGUACAACACAUUUCUCAUUCUUAAUUUUCCAGCUGGGAAUUAGGAAACAAAAGUCAACUGGGAAUAUCAAACUGGAUAAAGUAUACACUGGCGGUCGACACUUGAUUGGUCCUGAUUAUACGUUCAAAAAAUUUGAGGCUACAGUGCAUUACGAGGAGCUGAAGAAGAUCGCAACCUUUACUAAAGGAACUGCUGAUAGUCUUGGCGUGGCAGUCGAGAUUACUUGUGCGAUGCAGUAUUUCCUUCGCCCAGAAGACCUGAAAGAUUUGCAUCAGCAGUAUGACUUGUAUUACAAGUAUGGCUUUAUUAACUUUUUCCUUGCCUCCUAGCCUGUAUUUUUGCGUAGGUCAAGUACGCAUAAGCGGUCCAAAGGAGGGUCUGGAGCGAAGAUAAAAACGGAAAGUGAGACUGGGGAGAGACGCGAACAAUAGUAAGGCCUGUGAAGCUCGUGUGCUUCACGCGAGAAUUUCAGGCUGACGCAUCGCGCAUUGAAAACAGAUUCAGAGAAAAAGACCCCACUGUUUUGCAGUCUUAUGCACCCGGCUACUUGCACCCCUUUCUCUUCUAUUGUUACUUAACUAAGGGCCUAAAGCAGUAUGCGGCGGUAUUACGAUGGGUCGCGUGUCAGUGCUGAUCGAAUUGAUUUGCGUUUUUUUACAGGCCUGUCGUUAGAACAACAGCAAAUGCAGCCAUUAAGGGUCGUGCUGCAGAAUUGUCAGUGUCCCAGUUUAUUCGUGAUAGAGAAACAGUGGAAACGGAACUCUUUAAGGCAGUUAAACGUAGACUUGAAGGUAUGUUUAUGUACAUAAAGACUUUGUGAAGUAAAAAUGUACUUGUUUGCGGACUGAAAUGACUCUACAUCAAGAGAUCCCUAAUACGACAUUAUGAUCUCUUGCUCUUCUUCGAAUUCGAACCGUUAAAUGCUGAAGGAAAUUGAAAAAACGAUUGUUUUGCGGUCUUGGGUCUAUGGGUUUUUGCGACGUAAUUGAAGCCGUGACGAUCACUCUUGAUGAAACGACGAUUUUAGAGAUUAGAGCGACGAUUUAAUUGCCAUCCCGAUUAAGUUUGAUAACGUUAGUCGUGCUAUGACGGCAACUAAAACUGUCAAAACGUGUGCUGCACAUUGAGACUUUUUAUUUGCUUAUAAAAUCUACAACCUGUAGCGUAAAGGUUUUGUUAUUUCCUCUUUCCCGUCUUCGUCACCUUGGUUACUCAAGCUUGCUAGCGACGUUACCAAGGAGAAAAAUUCUUGACAUGCGACGGUUUCGUUGAAAAACCGACGAUUUGAUGGAAAACGCGCGACGAAAAUAAUGACCAAAGGUUCUCAGAGACUCACCUUUGGACUCAGGCUCAGAAAGCGUCAUUUUUUAGAAAAAAAAAAUUAAGGGAAUCCGACGGGGUUUUUACAAGGCUUUUUGUCUGGUUUAAAGCAGUCGGAGGCUUCCUCGCAAAAGAAACGGGCUUUUCCAAAUGUAGUACCUAUUUUCGGCCUCAGUUAGCUAAACGAUUCCAAGAAUUCCCCAAUAUUAUGUUGUUGGAAAUGCGUUCUGUAAUGCUUUGUGUCUAUGUUUGUUUUGGUAUUUUUGUUAUUUCCUUCAUAGGCACCUGUUGUCUCAAGGAUUGUGCCGCCAAAAAAGCGUGCGUUCCCGGAUGUGUGGAGUACUCCAAGUGUACGACGUCUCAAAAAGGCCUGUUUGUAGAAGUUAGAUAUUUUCAGUUCUUGGAUUUUGACAUCCAUGAUGAUGUAAAGAAGAAAUAUUUUGAACGGGUGAAAGAAGUAGAGCAGAAACAGCAGGCUCAGUUUGAGCAAGAUGAGAAGGUCAGCGAUAAAUCGUGAAACCUUCCUUUUUAGUUCAUAAUAAUUUCCGUUUUUCCUCAGUGAUGACGCCUAUUUUCGCCCUCCGCUUCGUCGAAAAGAUGAGAUAUGGGCAGGAGAUUUAGUUCAUGACUCCGCAAAACAGAAGCCAAUGCAUAGAACCUCCUUACUUGCUUUUCCGUUCUUUUUAAUUCGUCUUUUCUUAGUCAUGAUCAGUUUGCAAAGAAAAAAAUAUCGAAAGUACCCGAUUGGGAGUGGAGGACAAGUGAAUGGCAUUCUUUGAAUUACAGAUAAUUACAGUCGACUUUCUUUAAGACGGACACCUUUGGAACGGCAAUAUGUGUCUAUCUUAGGGCCUGUUUACAUGAAGGUGGGGGACCCCUGGUAGGUGAGGUAACAUGUGGCGGGUUACCCCACCUAACAUGUAAACGUGAUCACAUUAAAAUGAGAGAUUGCAUGGACAGGCGGGUUACCUCACCUACCUGGGGUUCCCUACCUCCAUGUAAACAGGCCCUUAGAGAGAUCUCCAUCUAAUAAAGAGUCAGCUUAGCUCAAGAGUAAAGAAAGGCAUGGUGUCUGUUUUAGCAAGGUGUCCGUUCUACAGAGGUGUCCGUUCUAUGAGGGGUCCGUUCUAUAGAGGUGUCCGUUCUAUGGAGGUGUCAGUUCCAUAGACGUGUCUAUUCUAUAGAGAUGUCCGUUCUAUAGAGGUGUCUUUUCUGAAGAGGUGUCCAUUCCAUAAAGGUGUCCGUUCUAUAGAGGUGUCCAUUCUAUACAGGUAUCCGUUCUAUAGAGGUGUCCGGUAAGAAAGAGUUGACUAUCGCACUUAGCUACUACUCUAACAAUGAUCCAAAAACAUCAUUAAAAAGCCAACUCUAGUAGCAGACAGUCAGUUGAGUCGUUUUACAAGUAAAUUAAGUACGGCCGAACAGAGACAAACAUCCUGAAAAAACAGGCUAGCAAUCAAAGAGAGACUAACCCAUGGACGUCUAGGUGCGAAUCCGACGCGCUGACUACUCGGCUGCGCUGCCACGGCAAAACGCGGUUGACAAUGUAAUUGCCGGUUUCGUUUAGGUUUUAAUCCACUAUUAUGUUUUUCUACGCAGGUCGUGCGAAAGGAAACUGAGCGCAUGAAGAACGAAAUCAACAACGCAGCCGCAGAAAUCGCACAGAAUUCCUCUGCCCAAGCCACAGUCAUUCUUGCGAAGGCAAAAGCCGAAGCGCUACUUAAGGUGGAGAAAGCACGUGACACGGGGCUGUCCUACAUCUACCAACAACUGAAUAUUACUAAAGAAGCACAAAAGUCUGCCUUCAAUUAUUUACGCACGCUUCGGGGGCAACAAAACGUCAAGCUUAAUGUUGGUUACCAAACGCUUAUGGCAAGAGAUUAAAGGAGAGAUUAUGGCAAGAGGUUUAUGGAAACUACUGAAACUCAAUCCCGUCGAGUGAUCUGACUAAUGGUUUCUGUAGGAAUGAUAUCUUCUCUUAGUUAUUCGUAAUCAUUUGACGUUUUAAGUUACAAUAUGUUAUUUCAGAAGACACUUGCUUAGUUUCUAGAAGUCACUUGUUGGAAGGUUUCAACUGGGUUAACUGUCAGCCGAAAAACGACGAUAAAUUAAGUUGUUAACAAAAAUUCGAGAAAAAAGUAAUUGUUUGUCGUGAAAAAUAGCGUAUAGCAGACACCAGUUAUUUUUUUGGUCAUUUUUUAUGAAACGCCCCGCUCGCGAGUUGAAGACGCGAAGACCACUCUUCCAGAGAGGUGGAGUCCGAGUUCUUAGUUCAGUAAUAAUUUUAACAUUAUCUAUAAAUAAAAAAAUCAGAGGUCAGAGACGAGGGACUUGAGAUGGUGUUAGAGUUAAGGCUUUCAGGAUGUUGGAAGGGAAGCCCCUCUAUUAAAGGGUGCCUUAAACCUCUGCUCGCUGAUGAUUUAAGAUCGUUGAAAUUACACUUAUGGCCUAGAAGUUGAAUGAGGUGUCGGCCACAUGUUGUUCAAAUGCAUUGAAAUGCAGUCCGGGCGUGUAGCGACAAAACCUUUCUUAUUACCCGGGGCAAUAUUUCUCCCUAAUGAUCGCUCUUUUCCUAAGCUUCUUGAGGUUUUCUGAGACACGUCUUUCUAGUACAAUGUUGCAUGUUUUUACUGAAGUCCACAAAAGACGGUAAAGCGGUAAUCAUAUGCAGUCAAGGACUGCCUUUUAUAAGAAAUUCGUUUUUUAAAAAGGGGACACGAAAAUGCAUUACAAAAAAAGUCAUUUUCUCCUCUUACGCUACAGUCAUUUUAAAUAUUUAACACAUGCAAUUAAAGAUUACAAUCUAAACUAUACGCCUGCUAGGCCGCGUAUUGACCAACUGUACCACUUAACAUUACCAAUGCAAUUGACCAAAAUUUUGAAGAACAGAAGUCAAAGAAGUUAUGCAUGCUUGCUACUUACAUAUAAAAAACCCAAUUCGCCAGGUUAGGAAACGAGAGGGAAACUGGGCCGAGUUA
Porites lobata is the source of this 4944-nucleotide messenger RNA. NCBI's taxonomy places the organism in Eukaryota, Metazoa, Cnidaria, Anthozoa, Scleractinia, Poritidae. The record is from the annotation of a GenBank genome assembly.